CAGGAGGAGAUGAAAACACUCAUUGAGCAGAGGAGGAGGAGGGACAAGGAACAGGAGGAGCUCAGGAGGAUGAGAGAAGUGUCCACACUCAGAGAGGAGGUGCAAAAGGAACAAAGGGAGAAGACUGAGAUUAAGGAGGAGCUGAUGAAGAGGGCGGAUGACAUCACAGCGCUAAGAGAUGAGGUGCAGGAGGAGCAGAGUCAGAGGGAGGAGGUUCAGAGGAGCUGAGGAGACACCAAGAAGGGAGCUGGCAUUCAUCACAGAGGAGGUGCAUAAAGAGAGAAGAAGAAAGAGCAGGUAAAGAGAGGAGUUAAUGAGCACAGAAAGGAGGCGACAGCACUAAGAGAGGAGGGCGCAGAACGAGCGAAGAACAAGGAGGAGCUACAGGAGAGCUGAGGAAGACCAAGAACGAUCUGACCUUCAUCACAGAGGAGGUUCAAAGAGAGGACAAGGAGAGGAAGCAGGUACAGGAGGAGUUAAUGAAGGAGCAGAGGAGGAGGGAGGUGCAGGAGCAGCUAGCAAGGACAGAAAAGGAGGCGAUGACUCUCAGAGAGAAAGUACAGAAGGAGCGUAGGAGGAGGGAGGAGGUGCAGGACAAGCUGAAGGAAGUGCAGCAGAGUGUGGAGGUCAUGACCCAGAACCUGAGCUCCCUGCAGACCCAGGUGUCGGAUCAGAGUCAGAGCAGGGAGCGAGUGAGGCAGGAGGUGAAGGAAAAGGGAGGAGGAGGCACAGCAGAUGAGGGAGGGUCUGAGGGCUGCACUGGAGGAGAGGACCAACCUGAAACUUCUCAUAGAGGAGAGCCACACAGAAGGAGAGCGUCUGAAGAAAGCUCUGAAGGAGAAGAAGGAGGAGGUGGAGAGGAUCAGAGAGGGGAAACCUGCAGACCUUAAGAGAGGAGGGUGCAUCGAGAGAGGGGGAGAUGGAGAAGGAGAGAGGGGGGAUAGAGGAGCUGAUAGCAAGAGCCAAGGCCCUGUAGAAGAGGAGAGGGAGAUGCUUGAGGAGCUGGAGGAGGCCUCGACUUGCCAAGGAGAACGCUGAGGAGGAGAGGAAGAAGGCGGAGGAGCGAUGGAGGAGCAGAGUGGAAGAGAUGGAGGAGAGCGGGAGGAGAAGCUGAAGCGCUUUUGAGAGAAAUCCAAGUCCUGAAGGAGCAAGAGGAGGAGAAGGAGAGGAGUGGAGACCAGACUGGAGGAGGCGAGGAAGGAGGUAGAGGAGAGCCAGGCCGAGCUGAGGAGGGUUAAAGCUGCGGAGGAGCAGAGAGGAAGGAUCUCCUCACUGUCUGCUGAGAGAGGAAGAGAGAGAGAGGGAGGAGAUAGACGGACAGAAGAGGAGGAGCAGAGACAAGGAGAC
Notolabrus celidotus (New Zealand spotty) is the source of this 1347-nucleotide messenger RNA. RefSeq names its product vicilin-like seed storage protein At2g18540. Lineage: Eukaryota; Metazoa; Chordata; Actinopteri; Labriformes; Labridae. The record is from RefSeq and is a predicted model, not a curated record. The transcript is spliced from 3 exons. Bases 480 to 890 code for a protein of 136 amino acids.